Scatophagus argus is the source of this 1618-nucleotide messenger RNA. RefSeq names its product B-cell receptor CD22-like. Lineage: Eukaryota; Metazoa; Chordata; Actinopteri; Scatophagidae. The record is from RefSeq and is a predicted model, not a curated record. Bases 159 to 1451 code for a protein of 430 amino acids. The transcript is spliced from 9 exons.
CCUAAUUUCAGGCGCAGUGAACAAUCCAAAACUUCAAAUUACAGGAAGCUUUGUUCUGUAGCGGAAGCGAGAAGACACAUUAAUUCUUUGUUCUUAGUAUAAAACAAGCAAUUUAAGAUCAAAUAAGAGCUUUGUGAUUACUUGGAAAGAGCUUCAAUAUGUGCACUGGACACAGAAACCUGAUGUUGACACAAAUGCUCCUGUUUCUGACUGGUGCUCUGUGCCAGAAAUGGAAAGUGGAAUAUCAUCAACAAAGUAUCUGUGCAGUGAAAGGCUCAUCUGUUGUUAUUCAUUGCUCAUUUUACUAUCCUGAAAAGCUGACUGUGAAAAAAGUUAUGUGGGGCCACGAAAAUAAUAGUAUAUUUGUAGGUCCUUUCAUAUUUGACAGCGAAAGGAAUGAUACUUCCUCAAGAUUUAAGUAUAUUGGCAACAAAAAAAGCAAUUGUUCUUUCAAAAUAGACCAAGUAGAACAUAAUGAUCGCGGAAAAUACAGCUUCAGAUUUACAACCGACGACGUAAAGGGCCAGUGGACUGGUAAAGAUGGUAUUGGUACAUUAAAGGUUGUUGAUUUGAAUGUUUCUGUGGCAAACCCCAGUGGGAACGGAACAACGAAGGAAGGUGAUUCUCUGAAACUGACUUGUAUAAACAGCUGUGACAACAGCUCUUUUUCAUCUUCUUUCACCUGGUCAAAGAACGGAAAACCUAUAAACCAAGGACCUGUGCUUCAUUUAAGCAACAUGUCCUCCACAAACUCUGGAAACUACACUUGUUCUCUAAACACACACACGGGAACUACUUCAGCAGCCAUAAAUAUUGAUGUUGAAUAUGGCCCUAAGAACACAUCAGUGUCUGUCACACCAUCGAUGGAGGUGGAUGUCGGCAGCAGCGUCACCCUGAUCUGCAGCAGCCAUGCAAACCCUCCAGUGGAGAAUUAUACUUGGUUUAAAAUAGAUGGUAAUGACAUUGUGGAUGUGGGACACCAGCCUGUGUUGUUCUCUGAUGAUGGAGGCCAGUAUUUAUGCAGCGCCAGCAACAAACACGGAAGUCAAAACUCCUCUGUUGUGACUGUGAAGAUUAAACAUCAUAGGACGAUAUUUAACAGAGAAGCACUUAUCGUUUCCAUUGUUGCUACGCUUCUGAUUGUGACCACUGUCAUUGCCAUCACAAGACUCCAGAAAAAAAGAACAAGAGCACCAGAGACUGACUGCAAGGAGGACUCACAGGAUGUAGUGUACGUCAACUGGACUUCUUUUGACAAUAACCAGUCACCAGAGGGAAAUCAGAGUGAUGGAGCAACAACAGAAAUCUUCUACACCACUGUUGAGUUUCACACAAAGAGAAAGUCAAACACGGGGCAGCAGAUGGACUCACAUCAUGAUUAUGGAAAUGUGAUUUACAACACGGUGUACAGGAAACAACUGCAGAGCCCUUCAUAUAUUGAGACUCUUUGAUUUAACAACAAACACAAGCUGUUUUUCAGUAAUACGUGUAAAGACAUCAUGUUUUGAGGACAUCUGUUUUUGAGGAAGUUUUUCUUUUUGGUUUGUGUUUUACUUAAGAUAAACUGCACAUGCAUUGCAGUGAAGAUCAAUAUUUUCCUCCAAUAAAAUGUCUAAAA